Castor canadensis (American beaver) is the source of this 604-nucleotide messenger RNA. RefSeq names its product NADH:ubiquinone oxidoreductase subunit A11 (gene Ndufa11). Gene Ontology annotation, biological process: mitochondrial electron transport, NADH to ubiquinone. Lineage: Eukaryota; Metazoa; Chordata; Mammalia; Rodentia; Castoridae. The record is from RefSeq and is a predicted model, not a curated record. Gene Ontology annotation, cellular component: mitochondrial inner membrane; respiratory chain complex I.
GCUGCGCACGCCGCUCAGGAGUCUCGCGAGAGUUAGCGGCAGCUGCCCUUGGGAGCGCGGAGCCGGCGGGGUCUGCAGUGCUGUGUGAGGGCGGCGUGGCCAUGGCUCGGAGGCUAUUUCGUCAGUAUACGGACAUCCCCGACGGCACCGAGUGCCACCGCAAAACCUACGCCAGCACCAGUAUCGGCGCCGCCGUGGGCCUCACUACCUCGGCCUACAGUGUCACACUCAAUCCCCCGGGCUCCAUCCUCGAUGGAGUGGCAAGGGUUGGACGAUACACCUUUACUGCAGCUGCUGUGGGAGCCAUGUUUGGCCUCGCCUCUUGCGUCAGCGCCCAGGUCCGGGAGAAGCCCGAUGACCCCCUGAACUACUUCAUUGGAGGUUGUGCUGGAGGCCUGACCCUGGGAGCGAGAACCCACAGCUACGGGAUCGCUGCCACCGGCUGCGUGUAUAUGGGCAUCGCCGCUGCCUUGUUCAAGAUGGGCCAGGUGGAGGGCUGGGAGGUAUUUCCAGACCCCAAGGUGUGAGCCCUGCCGCGCCGCAGGACUUGGGGCAGGGGGACCUGUGCCCAGAAAUAAACUCUGUAUAUAUGUGUCUGAGUGAU